AUGCGGCUGAGAUUAAACUCUCGCUCUCAAAAGCCAGGCCUCUCUGAGAGCGCGUCGCUUCUUUCGACAAUUUUCAGGCCAAUCAAUGUCCCCUGGAAGCGUUGGCUUGAAACACUCGCCGUAAUGUUUUUCAUCUUCAUGUGGGUUAUUCUUCCAAUCAUGAUGACUUGGAUCCCUCUGUAUGUACUUUUUGUAAGCCGUUGGUGGUUCCUUGUUCCGUUAUACGCUGCAUGGUUCUAUUAUGAUUUUCGCACACCGCGAAAAGGUUCUCGGCCUUGGAAAUGGCUGAGAAAUCACGUCGUUUGGCGGUAUUUCGCCGACUAUUUUCCACUUCGCCUCGUUAAAACCGCCGAAUUAUCACCUGAAAGGAAUUAUAUCAUCGGUUCGCAUCCGCACGGGAUGUUCUCUGUCGGCGCCUAUACAUCAUUCUGCACAAACGCGACCGGUUUCGAGGAGAAGUUUCCCGGAAUCACGCCCACAAUACUAACCCUCAAUGGACAAUUCUAUUUUCCGCUGAGAAGGGAGUUUGGAAUGCUGGUCGGCGGCACCGAGAGCUCAAAAGAGUCCCUACAAUACUCUUUGACAACUCCGGGAAAGGGAAAAGCUUGCGCUAUCGUUGUCGGAGGCGCUCUUGAAGCUCUCGAAGCUCGUCCGAACAACUUCACGCUAGUCCUGAAGAAGCGCAAAGGCUUCUGUAAAUAUGCGUUAAUGCACGGUGCAGACCUUGUUCCGAUGUACCAUUUUGGAGAAAAUGAUCUUUAUGAGCAAUACGAGAAUCCCAAAGGAUCGCGUCUUCGUACAAUUCAGGAGAAAAUCCUACGAGUUUGGGGACUUUGUCCGCCAAUGCUCCGCGGACGAUCAAUUUUCAAUCAAUAUUUGAUUGGACUAAUGCCUUUCCGCCGACCAGUCACCUCAGUGAUGGGAAAACCCAUAAGGGUGACAAAGGUGGAAAAUCCCAGCGAUGAGCAAAUUAACGAGCUCCACUCAAAGUAUUGCCAAGCUUUGAUGAAGUUGUUCGACGACUACAAGCACCUUCACUCGAUCCCAAAGGAUGUACAUUUAACUAUCGAAUAA
Caenorhabditis bovis is the source of this 1074-nucleotide messenger RNA. Lineage: Eukaryota; Metazoa; Nematoda; Chromadorea; Rhabditida; Rhabditidae. The record is from the annotation of a GenBank genome assembly.